Messenger RNA from Heterostelium album PN500, 2874 nucleotides. It is a transcript of the gene sympk, whose product is annotated as symplekin. The transcript has 8 exons. Lineage: Eukaryota; Evosea; Eumycetozoa; Acytosteliales; Acytosteliaceae. The record is from RefSeq and is a predicted model, not a curated record. Gene Ontology annotation, cellular component: mRNA cleavage and polyadenylation specificity factor complex. The coding region runs from base 1 to 2874 and encodes 957 amino acids.
AUGUCAAAUAACAAUGAUGUUGAUGUAGCAACAUUACUCAAUAGUGCUUCGAUUGCCAGUGACACUGAGAAGAUCGAUCUUCUCGCCAGUGCCUUUGAGUUGAUGUCUCAUCGUGAUACAGCAUUGUUAAAUGAAUACUAUACAAGUUUGAUUCAAUUUGCACUCGAUAGCACAGUGCAAAUCAAGAAACAAAUCAUUGGAUUCAUAGAGCUAACUUGUAAAUCUAAACCUCAAUGUAAUGUAUCAAUAAGUAAAGAUAUCUUAAAGUAUCUACUCGGUCAAUCACCACAAGUCAUUAAACGAACUAUUCUUUGUUUUACAAAUUUGGUUAGAUCUCUAUUAUCUUAUACAUUGACAAGUAAUAAUAAUGAUGUUGGUGAUGUUUGGAGCUCAUUCAAUGAGCUGAGAAGAUAUAUAUUGGAUCCAAGUUGUAGUAUUCUAUCGAUUAGUGAUUCAACGAUGGCUCAUUCUUUCAAGUUGUUGGAGAUUCUGAUAUUGUGUUACUCUGUUAGCAAUGAAGCUAUGGGAUCUAGUGGAACGAGUAGUAGCACCGUGGUACAACGACGUUACCGUUCAGACGAAGAAUUCUCACUCGAUCGUGUGCCACCCGUUCACAACCUCCUGAACAGACAACAACUUCAAAAAGACUGUACAUCCUAUCUCAACACAUUGCUAGAUCAUAUUGUAUCAUUAGAUUCAAUGUUAAAGAAUACAUUGGUAUCACCAUUUGUACAGGAUUUGAGUAGGGCAUUGAGCAGUAUUGAUGUAUCGCCAAAAGAGAUUGACGAAGCAUCUAGAUGGUAUCGUGGUGAACCAGAGAAGAAAAAGAGAUUAAAUGAACAACCAGAUAUAAAUAAUAUGAAGAAAUUGAAAUCUGAACAACAACAACAACAGCAGAUUCAACAACAACAAACACAACAACAACAACAACAACAUUUAUUACAACAACAACAACAGCAACAACAAUUUCAACAAUUUCAACAAAAUAACAAUGGAUAUAUCAAUAAUAACAAUAAUAGAAUACCAUCACCGAUUAUAUAUAAACCAGGUAUUCAUUUAGAUAAUGAAACUCAAUUAAAAGUUAUUUCAUCACUCGAAUCACUUAGACCUGAUUUCGUUGCUGAUCUCAUUAUAGAGAACAUGAAUAUAUCACCAUUUUUUAGUUUACUUCAAAAUAUACAACACAAUCAAAACACAGACAAACUCUUUCAAUUUGUAAAUUCCUAUCAACAACCAAUACAAUCAUUAUCUUCACCACCACCAUCAUCAACAUCCUAUCCAUAUCCACCCAACAACAACAACAUGUUGACAUCACCACCAACACCAAUCAUUCCACCACCAACUUUUAAAUCAGCGACAACCAACGAUCCAAGACGUAAGAGUGAAUCACCUCCACUACCAAUUGGUAUGAUCGAUAACAAUAGCGUUGGUUCAGCUAUUUCUUCGAUUGGAAUACCGAAUGCAGCAAUGACAAUGCCAAUGGAUACAAGUCAACCAUCUACUUCAACAACACUGUUGUCUCCUACAGCUAAACCAAUCGAUGUCUAUGAAGAGGAGCAAGAACAAGAAGAACCAGAGUUGGAUAAGUUGUUAGAGUCAGAAGAGUUGUUGGAUCAGGACAAAGAACAAGAUGCAAAUGCUGGAAUUGGAGCUGUUAGCAAGCCUGACAAUGAUAAUCCCGAUGGUCUCGAUUCGAAUGAAAUGCGUGGCGUCACUUCCACUUCCACGACAUCGACAACAACGACAACAGCAUCGACGACAACAGCAUCGACUUCCGAUAUUACUCAGGGAUUCUCUAUCAAUCCAACAUUUAAGAUUCCCACUUUAAACACAGAUCAAAUCAAUAAUAUAAUUGACCGUUCGAUGCAGAGAUUGAAACACUCUGAGAAAGGAGCGAUCCAAGGUGGCAAGAAACUGUUGUGGUCAUCGCUGUUUGCCAGGCUACUAUCGGUGAACGAACGUAAGGAAUCGAACGCCAAUCACCUCCUCCAGAAUCAGAUGAUCGAAUAUAUCCUCGAGGAAUUUUGUCUAUUCAAUCAUGCUGUCGAUCCGAAUGAAUUCAUUCGCGCGAAUACCGUGCGUGUCCUAAGCGAAGAGUUGUUUAAAUUCGCAUCACUCUCACAAAAGAUAGAGUUGUUUGUCAUCGACCAACUUCUCUCGGUGUUACCGCAGCCAGACGACCAAUCAAUGAACCAAGAUAAACCGACCAUCAACAACAAACUGCAACUUUUCUUUUCGAUAUGCGCCAAGAAGCCGUCACUCCUAACCGAGGUAAUCGAAUGCUAUCCACGAUGUACAGACGCAGUCAAAGAUAUGAUUGUUGAAAUGAUUGGACCUGUUGUUUCCUCGAUUGGACAAGCGAACGAAUCGUUACUUCAAAUCAUCCAAGUAUGUCCGGUUGGAUCUGAAAAGUUAGUCUAUCAAAUUAUUGAUAGUUUAUCAACUUCAAAAGCAACAACAACAACAACAACAUCAGAUUCAGAAGUAUCAACAACAACAGCUGCAGCGGAACAACCAUUAUUAUCAAAAGAAUUUGUUCAAUCUGUUAGAACACUUUCGAAAUCAACAAAGGAUGUUAAAUUCUUGUUGCCUGUUGUCAAUGGUUUGGACAAGUCAGAGAUCAUUGAGAUGCUGCCAACCUUUGUUAUGCCACCUUCCGAUAUUGCCAAUGAUUCAAACGAUCGAUACCUGCAUCAAGAAUACCGAUGUUUUCCGACAGGAGACACUGGCCGUAACCAUUCAACAGCUUAUAGUUCAACCUACGCUGCCCAAGACACUGAUGAGAACAAUGCUUCAGGCACUCCAGAAAUUCCCGCAUCUCAAACAGUUCAUUGUCGAUAUGCUUCGUUAUCAACAGCCAACAACAACAACUAA